ACAACGCUAACGUCGCUAACGCAAUGAUCGCAACACAUUACUCAUGUUAUAUCUCCUAUUUCUAACCUAACGAGCAGCAUCUGCAUGUCAUUUAUAUAUAACACAUCAGCAGAGAGAGCCUGUCGGAGCUCAACACACAACUAAACAGCAGAAGCACAAAGGAUUGUUUUAUAUACAGUGUACAGGUCAAACCUAGAGAGCGGCAGUGUCCUCCCGAGAGGAAUUUUUAAUUUUUCUAUCAAGAAGUUCUGACCAAAAAACAUGCCACGAGGUAAAUUUGUCAAUCACAAAGGCAGGAAUCGACAUUUUACCAAUCCUGAAGAACUAGAGGAACAACGGAGACAGGAAGAAGAAAAGAAGAAAUGGAGGAAAACCCAAGAUUUAUCAACGAGUGAAGAUGAAGAAGAAGAUAAUAAGGCUGCUGGCGGCAAGAAAGGCUCCGAUGACUCUAGUGAUGAAAGUGAGAGUGAAUCUGAGUCGGAAACUGAAGAUGGAAAGAAGAAAGGAGUAGGAAGUUUAAUUCAAAUCGAAAAUCCAAAUAGGGUACAAAAAAAAGCAAAAAAGCUUUCGCAGCUAAAUGAGGUACUGGCAAAUGCUUCAAAGCCUGAAUUAUCUCGCCGAGAGAGAGAACAAUUAGAAAAGCAAAAAGCAGCGGCAAACUAUCAAAGGCUGCAUGCUGCCGGCAAAACAGACGAGGCGAGAGCGGAUCUGGCGCGAUUAGCUAUAAUUAAACAGCAGCGGGAAGAGGCUGCGAAAAGACGAGAGUUAGACAAGAAAACCAAGGAGCUUGCUACUCAGAAGCAAAAAGAAAUGACGCAAAAGGCUCUGGGAAAGCGAACUUAGACUCAAACCGUUUGAGACGGUAACCUCUUUGCACUUUUGGAUGCCUUGAUGAUCCAGAAAAAAAAAAAAAAAAAAAAAAAAAAA
Copidosoma floridanum is the source of this 927-nucleotide messenger RNA. RefSeq names its product 28 kDa heat- and acid-stable phosphoprotein. The record is from RefSeq and is a predicted model, not a curated record. Lineage: Eukaryota; Metazoa; Arthropoda; Insecta; Hymenoptera; Encyrtidae.